Oncorhynchus mykiss (rainbow trout) is the source of this 3278-nucleotide messenger RNA. The record is from RefSeq and is a predicted model, not a curated record. NCBI's taxonomy places the organism in Eukaryota, Metazoa, Chordata, Actinopteri, Salmoniformes, Salmonidae.
ACUGACUGCUUUCUGUUGAGUGAGUUCUGGAAUGCUGCCUUACUGCGCAAUCCCUUCAUACAGCUGCAGGGAAUAUAUGUCCAGCACUGUGCGCUCCGCGCUACCACAGUCCACUAUGGAACGGAAAGGGGAUGACUGGCACAGGACCGAAGGAGAAAGAAGACACCACAAGUCCCAGGAUGACGGGUUACAGGAGCGAGAUGCUGUAUAUUCUGGAGAAGCCCCAGAUGCGAGGCGAGGAGGAGCGGAUUCGAACUUUUGAAAACUGGCGGAGGGACACACCAGUCACCGCGGGCAACCUGGCCAGAGCGGGAUUCUAUUUUCUGGGGCCAGAAGAUAAGGUUCAGUGCUUCUGUUGCGGAGGGAUCCUGCGGUACUGGGUCCAUGGGGACAGUCCGAUCGUCGAACACAAGAGGCACUUUCCCACCUGUAGUUUCGUGCUGGGUAGAGCCGUUGGGAAUAUCCCGCUGUCUGUCGUUUCCAGGUCCCCUUCUGACUCCGUGGACGGCCAGCUGUUGAGCCAGCUCCAGAGGAUGACCGUGGACGACCAGGGAACGGCCGGGCAGGCUGUCUACCCUGAGAUGGAGUUAGAGGAAUCCCGGCUCACCACCUUCCACAACUGGCACACGGGUGCUGCGGUCCAGCCCAAUGUUCUGGCGAGGGCAGGAUUCUUCUACACAGGCCACGGUGACAACGUAAAAUGCUUUCACUGUGACGGAGGGCUGAGGAACUGGGAACCUGGAGAUGACCCCUGGCAGGAGCAUGCCAAGUGGUUCCCACGAUGUGACUUCCUGAUCCAGACGAGAGGACGUGACUAUGUCAGCAAUAUCCAGGCUACCCACUUCCACAGAGAGACUGUGAACCGUUGUGGUCGCUGCAGUGUGUUAGGGCACUCCAGAAUAGAUCCUGAGGGUGGAUUUGUUUUCCAGGGUGGAUCACAGACACCGGUGUCUCAAGAAAUUACUUCAGAAAAUGACGUGGUGGGUGGUCUGGGCACACCCUCAGUCAUGCUGUCUCCUGUGGUCCAGACGGUGCUCCAGAUGGGCUUUGAGGCUGGCCUGCUGGAGAGUCUGGUCCAGACCAAGUACCUGCUGACCGGCCAGCACUACACCUCCGUGUCUGGCCUGGUCACUGACGUACUGGCUGCUGAGGAGGAGGACAGGACCAGGGGGCUGCAGAGCAGAGUCCAGGAGCCGGUGGAGAGACAGGGUCCCAGUGCAGGAGGGGUCAGGACACAGACACCCAUCAGAGAAAAAGUGGGAGACUCCACCCCUGAGGAGCUCCUACGUCAGCUGCAGGAGGAGCGGACAUGUAAGGUGUGUAUGGACAAGCUGGUAUCCAUGGUCUUCAUCCCCUGUGGUCACCUGGUGGUGUGUAGCGACUGUGCUGCCAGCCUGCGUCACUGCCCCAUCUGCAGAGCCACCAUCAGAGGCAGCGUCCGAGCAUUCAUGUCCUGAGAGUCACAUUCAAGUACAAGACCCUUGUGCGUUUGUUGGCCUUUGACAAAUGAAGAGAGAUUCUACAACCCCUCGGGGCGGCUCAUCUUUCUAUAGGUGCUGUGAGAAUUUUGUGAAAAUGUCCCCUGGAUUUUAGAUGCCUGACAGAUCUGACCCAUUCUCCUAACCACUGUUCAGCUGUUGAUUUGCCCUGCUCAAAAUAACCUCCAAAAUCAAAAUGGCUUCUUUUUGGCAGUAGUAGAAGUUGUUGAAUAUAUUUAUUUUGAUACAGUAAACACAUUUCCAAUAUCAUUAUUGGUGUUUACAGAGAUCAACUGGCAGAGCAAGAGUAUCAGUCCAACUGCACAUCAGAUUACAGUUAGUUUGUACAAAUACUAAAAAUAAUCCCUAAAACAAAUGACCCAGAAUCAGUUUAUUAAAAGUACACAUCAUUUGGCCUCCCGAGUGGCGCAGCGGUCUUAGGCACUGCAUCGCAGUGCUUGAGGCGUCACUACAGACCCGGGUGCAACCCGGAGACCCAUGAGGUGGUGCACAAUUGGCCCAGCAUCGUCCAGGUUAGGGGAGGGUUUGGCCGGCCGUGAUGUCCUUGUCCCAUCGCACUCUAGCGACUCCUGUGGCGGGCCGGGCGCAUACACGCUGACACAGAUGCCGGUUGUACGGCGUUUCCUCCGACACAUUGGUGCGGCUGGCUUCCGGGUUGGGCGAGCAGUGUGUCAAGAAGCAAUGCGGAAUGGCAGGGUCGUGUUUCGAUGGACGCAUGGCUUUCGACCUUUGCCUCUCCCGAGUCCGUACGGGAGUUGCAGCGAUGGGACAAGACUGUAACUACCAAUUGAAUACCACGAACUUGGGGAUAAAAAGUACAACAUUUGUUGACAAACUGAUAUUUACACUAUUGAACACAACACAGGUCUGGACAAAUAUGAUUACAUAAUUGAGUCACAUGAAGAGGACUACAGAGGAUACAAAAUAAAGACAAAUACAAAUAGAAAAACAAUUAUCUACAAAGUGGACUUUUUUUUCCAGUGGUAUCCAUUACAUGACCACAAUAGGCUCCGACUAACCAAUGUCAGGCUCUUCCAUUCCCUGUUGCAGAGGCUGUUUUGCAUUGAAAGGAAACAUUUUUUUCCUGUAAAUCUAAUUAUUUUAGGUGUCUAAAGAUAUUUUUUUAUCAAGACAUAAUGUGCAGUGUGUGUUCGCUGUUGGUCAUGAUCCUGGCUACAGUUCAUAAAGUGUAUCUGGUCCUUUGUUCAUAAGUAUUGACAGACAGCCAUGGCUUGGUAUUGAUAAGCUCGGGUUUAUUCAUUGGAGUGCAACAUAGAGUAUUACAGAUAGAAAUGUAAUGCAUAGAGCUGGCAUUAUCUAUGACAGAAUUGCACAAUACAUCUAUAUCUGAAUCUUCUGUAACAUUGCACUGUCCUGAAAUGUUACAUUUACACCUCAAAUUAUACCUUAUUCCCUAUAUAGUGCACUACUUCAGGAUAUCAUUUGGAACAAGGCCCAUAGUUUACAAUCAUUAUUUUUUGCACCAUCACUGAAGCCACUACCACUGUUCUGCAAACGCAUUCAUAUGAAGCCAAUAUCAGUUAAUAUCAUCAGCUCAGAAGCCUGUCUAUCAAGCCCACAAGGGGAUAAGGUGUUGAUCAGGUGCUGGAAACAUGAGACCGAACCAAAUUCCAGUCUCCAUACGUGCUGUGUUCAAGGCUCUUUUGAUUAAGUAGAAAACAAGCUUUGAUUUAACAAGGGUAUUCAUCACAUUCAUGCCACAGCAGAUUGCAUCAAGACAAACGAUACAAAUAAAUACAAAUGAAUGUAGAGCCUUCA